Molecule: messenger RNA, 1871 nt
Organism: Phoenix dactylifera (date palm)
Lineage: Eukaryota; Viridiplantae; Streptophyta; Magnoliopsida; Arecales; Arecaceae
Product: ATP sulfurylase 2
Biological process (GO): sulfate assimilation
Molecular function (GO): adenylylsulfate kinase activity; sulfate adenylyltransferase (ATP) activity
Source: RefSeq, a predicted model, not a curated record
GCAUCCGGGGCCAGAAUAAGAGGAUCCAAUCGCCCGCACGGAGACCACGCUCCCGAGCCCGGACCAAGCCUUAUGGCUCUCUCCACUCUCUCUACCGCCAAAGCCCACGGCUCCCACCGCCUCCUCCUUUCCCCUCUCCCCUUUCCCAUCUCGAGAAGGAGCGCCGUUGGAUUCCAAAAGACGCAUCUCUGCCCAUCGAACCCUCUCUACCAUUCCAACUCCCUCGCCUCGGCCGUCCCGAUGCCGGUCUCCUCCACGCCCUCCGCCCGGCACGGCGGCGCCGUCCGGAGCUCCCUGAUCGACCCCGACGGCGGCGCGCUGGUGGACGCGGUGGUGCCCCCGACGGAGCGGGCGGCGCGGCGGGCGGAGGCGGCGGCGCUGCCGGCCGUGAGGAUCGGGCCGGUGGACCUGGAGUGGGUCCAUGUGGUGUCGGAGGGGUGGGCCAGCCCGCUGCGGGGGUUCAUGCGGGAGAAGGAGUACCUCCAGAGCCUCCACUUCAACUCCCUCCGCCUCACUGACGGCUCCGUCGUCAACAUGUCCCUCCCCAUCGUCCUUGCCAUCAACGAUGCCGACAAGGAGGCCAUUGGCGACGCCGCCACCGACGUCGCUUUGGUCGGCCCCGGCGGCGAUUUCGUCGCCAUCCUUCGAAGAAUUGAAAUAUACAAGCAUAAUAAAGAAGAAAGAAUUGCCAGAACAUGGGGAACAACAGCUCCUGGGCUACCUUAUGUUGAGAAGGUAAUUAGCCCAGCUGGAAAGUGGCUCAUCGGAGGAGAUCUUGAAGUGUUAGAACCUAUCAAAUAUAAUGAUGGCCUUGAUCACUACAGGCUCUCUCCUCGAGAACUCCGCAAGGAAUUUGACAGACGCCAGGCUGAUGCUGUAUUUGCUUUUCAGUUGAGAAACCCUGUACAUAAUGGCCAUGCUUUGUUAAUGAAUGAUACUCGCAGGCGCCUCCUAGAAAUGGGCUACAAAAAUCCUGUUCUACUACUUCAUCCUUUAGGUGGUUUUACCAAGGAAGAUGAUGUGCCUCUGGCUGUGAGGAUGGAACAGCACAGCAAGGUUCUAGAAGAUGGAAUUCUUGACCCUGAGACUACUAUUGUAGCGAUAUUCCCUUCCCCCAUGCAUUAUGCAGGACCAACAGAAGUACAGUGGCAUGCUAAGGCAAGAGUCAAUGCGGGGGCUAAUUUCUAUAUUGUAGGCCGCGAUCCUGCUGGAAUGAGUCAUCCAACAGAGAAGAGGGACUUGUAUGACCCUGAUCAUGGGAAAAAGGUUUUAAGCAUGGCUCCAGGCUUAGAAAAGCUUAAUAUCUUACCUUUCAGGGUAGCAGCAUAUGAUACAGUGGAAAAGAAGAUGGCAUUCUUUGAUCCUUCUCGUGCUCAAGACUUUCUCUUCAUCUCAGGAACCAAGAUGCGCACUUAUGCAAGAAACGGGGAGAGCCCUCCUGAUGGUUUUAUGUGCCCAGGUGGAUGGCAGGUUCUAGUUAGCUAUUACCAGAGCUUGCAAAGUGAAGAAACAGGGAAACAGUCAGUUGCUAUGUCUGUUUAAUCUCUGGAAAUUGAUGGUGCCAUUCAGGAUUGAAGCAGUGAAGGGAUUAAGCUGACUUCUAGUUGAAAGCAUCGGCUAUAUUGUAUUGGCUCUAUUGAAUUUUAGGGUCUCUACUUAGAUUCUUUAAUUUUCUUAUCAUUUAGUUUCAGUUAUCUUAUGGUAUGUUUGUCAGUCAAUAAAAGGGAGGAAAUAUGAAUGUUGUAACGACCAGCGAUUGCUGUUCAAUACUAUCUAAAAAUUCCGCCCUUUCUUUUCGCCAAGAGAUGUUGGCCCUGUAUUUUUUAGAUUUUAAUUUAUUUAUUAUCCAAUUUUAAGCAGAGAUUGGAAGA